Molecule: messenger RNA, 2129 nt
Organism: Condylura cristata (star-nosed mole)
Lineage: Eukaryota; Metazoa; Chordata; Mammalia; Eulipotyphla; Talpidae
Gene: CASP7
Product: caspase 7, apoptosis-related cysteine peptidase
Exons: 7
Coding region: 80-982 (300 amino acids)
Biological process (GO): apoptotic process; proteolysis
Cellular component (GO): cytoplasm
Source: RefSeq, a predicted model, not a curated record
UGUCCGAGCGGCCCCAGACCCUCCCGGCCCUGGACUGAGACAGCCGCGAGGUCCCGCAGCCCCGACGCCCGUGGGAACGAUGUCAGAUGAGGAAACAACUGUGGUGGAAGAGGAGAUCGAUGAUGACGUCGAUGAUGACGUCGACGCUAAGCCUAACCGGUCCUCAUUCAUCCAUUCAAUUAUCAGUAAGAAAAAGAAGAAUCCCUGUAGGACCUUCGUCGAUAAUGGCCAGGACCAAGAGACUUCACAUCGGUACAGCAUGAACUUUGAGAAGGUGGGCAAGUGCAUCAUCAUAAACAACAAGAACUUCGACAGAAGAACAGAAAUGGACACCCGAAUAGGAACAGACAGAGACGCUGAGGCCCUUCUGAGGUGCUUCCGGAACCUGGGUUUUGAGGUUACUGUCCAUAAUGAUUGCUCCUGUACUGAAAUACAGAAGAUGCUGAAAGAAGUUGCUGAAGAGGACCACAGAAAUUCAGCCUGCUUCGCCUGCAUCAUACUGAGCCACGGAAGAGAAGGUUUGGUUUAUGGAACCGAUGACGUGGUGGCAGUAAAGGACUUGGCAGCCCAUUUUAGAGGAGAUAGAUGCAAAAGCCUUUUAGAGAAACCCAAGCUCUUCUUCAUUCAGGCUUGCCAGGGGAAUGAGUUCGACGACGGUGUCCAGGCCGAUUCGGCGAGUGAAACAGAUUCUGAGCACCAGUACAAGGUCCCUGUGGAAGCUGACUUUCUCUUCGCCUAUUCCACCGUUCCAGGCUACUACUCAUGGCGGAGCCCGGCAUCCGGCUCCUGGUUCAUGCAGUCCCUGUGCGCCAUCCUGAACGAACACGGGAAAAGUCUAGAGCUCAUGCAGUUGCUCACCAGGGUCAACUACAGAGUGGCCAGGCACUUCCAGUCCUUUACCAACGACUCAGCCACAAGCGGGAAGAAGCAGAUUCCAUGCAUCAUGUCCAUGCUCACCAAGGAGCUCUACUUCCCCAAGUGACCACUCGCGCGCACAGCUGACACAGAACAGAUCCUUGGUUGACGAAUCAGGCUUUUGGGAAAUAGCUGUAAAUUCGACGUAUACCAGAUGUUCAAAAUUGAAGGGGAGAUCAUGAAUGAAUUUCUUCAAUUAGUGUUAAUUUCAGGAAAAUUUGUUGAUUUGACAAGGAAAAAAUCUCCAUGGUGCUUGGGGAUUUUAGUGCGCGCGUGUGUGUGUGUGUGUGUGUGUGUGUUUACAGUGCUACAGGCUUGAUGCUGUUAUAAUUUUCUCAUUGUAUUUCCUUCUCCUUCUUGUCCCACUCUUACAACAGUUAUAACCUCUUCAGAUGACUCCUGGUGGUGUCCCCUGUGGGUGGUAAUGACAUCGGUAUACAGUGUCUGUGUCUGGCAAAGAGAACACCGGUGGGGCCUUGACAGAAAAUAGCUUGUGUUUACCUGUAUUGCCAAAGGUGGUUAUUGAGUGUGAUGUCAGCAGUUUUUUGUCGACCUAGGGAAGGUUCUCAUGCAUAAAUUCCCAUAUAAGUUGGGGGACAGGAAGAAAGUAAGGAUUCAAAUAUGUAUGAGUCAGAAUCCAGUUAGGAAAACAGGAACCAUUCUAGUUGUUUUAAUAGAAGGAACUGAAUAAAGGGAUUGACUCAGAGAUGAUAGAAGAGAAGCCAAGUAAAUGGAAGCAGUUGCUACCUAGGGCUUUGAAGAGGUCCAGAAUCUGGAGUCCUUCACAGGAGCUAGAACCGUUCUAGGGAAAAGCUAUGGCUGAAUAUGAGGCAAGGCCUGUGAGUCCCACACAGAGGAAAACCUCUCCUGUGCCUUUCCUUCUGCGCUCAAAUCUUCCCAUGAAUAUGAAUAUAGGAAGUCAUACGCCUCAACUUACCACAAUUCAUCUCCAUUCCGCCAUUCAUUCAUCAAAGUGUCAGAUAAACGGUGCGUUACCUGCCAGGUACAAAAUAAUCUGUUAGCUUUUGAAUGGACUGGAAACUUUUUAGAUUAUUUCGAGCCUUAUUCUCAGUAAAUUUCUUGUUGUUUCCUAUAAAUGGGGGAUAGUUUUUUUUUUUUUACUUUCUUUACAAGGUGGUACUGUCUUUUGAAUUCUGGGUAAAUAACUGUUUUAUUCUGUCUAGUAACUGGUUAACAAAUGUUCAAAUUUAUUG